Messenger RNA from Zophobas morio, 405 nucleotides. RefSeq names its product asporin-like. Bases 1 to 405 code for a protein of 134 amino acids. The record is from RefSeq and is a predicted model, not a curated record. The transcript has a single exon. Gene Ontology annotation, molecular function: protein binding. Lineage: Eukaryota; Metazoa; Arthropoda; Insecta; Coleoptera; Tenebrionidae.
AUGGCACAACUGAUACAACUAGAUUUACAAAAUAACUCUUUGAAAAAGAUGAACAAACAAGUUUUCAACAAUAUGUCUAUUUGGAGCUUCGAUUUCAGAAACAACCACAUUUCUCAAGUAGAAGUAGGUGCCUUUGACGGUCUUUACGUAAAACUGGAUUGGUCCGGUACUAAAUUACUCUUGUCUAAUAAUAAAUUGGAAGAAAUUAAUCCCGACGCGUUUACUCUACAAGAUCUGCGCUAUCUCGAUUUGGAUAACAAUUCUAUUUCUAGAGUUCGUCCAGGCGAUCUGGCAAACCUUCCCAAUCUACUCACCUUACGUCUAUCCGGACACAAACUCCAAGAAAUUCCAAACGGCGUUUUCAACGGGUCUUUAAUCUGGUUUCUGGAUCUAAGUUCAACAUGA